This is a messenger RNA of Dacryopinax primogenitus, 822 nucleotides long. RefSeq names its product 5-formyltetrahydrofolate cyclo-ligase. Bases 9 to 779 code for a protein of 256 amino acids. Gene Ontology annotation, molecular function: 5-formyltetrahydrofolate cyclo-ligase activity. The transcript has 6 exons. Lineage: Eukaryota; Fungi; Basidiomycota; Dacrymycetes; Dacrymycetales; Dacrymycetaceae. Gene Ontology annotation, biological process: folic acid-containing compound biosynthetic process; tetrahydrofolate interconversion. The record is from RefSeq and is a predicted model, not a curated record. Gene Ontology annotation, cellular component: mitochondrion.
UCCACCUCAUGAGUGCAGAAGACUGCUCAGACGGGCCAAUGUGGACACAAACCAUGGCUCUCAAAAAGCUUGUACGAUCACAAGUGAAGGAGGUGCUCGAGAAGCUCUCUACGACACUUGUGGAGAACGAGUCGAAGCUCAUCACGCAGCAUGUUCUGCGCUCCUCGGCAUACAAGAAUAGCAGGGGGAUCGCAUGCUAUCUGACGAUGGAGAAGCAGGCCGAAGUCAAUACGCAUGCUAUCGUGGUGGAUGCUUUGAAAUCAGGGAAGAGGGUCUACGUUCCUCGGAUCAACUUUGAUCGCCUUGCGCGUAAGAACAGCAGGGCUGCUAACAGGCUCCCUGGAGCGGGGAAAUACCAGUGGAUGAGCAUGCUCAGAUUGUAUUCGCUCCAUGACCUGAACGGCCUGAGUAAAAACACAUGGGGGAUUCCUGAGCCCACCGUUGACGGGCCAGAAGGCAUCAAGCGCGAAGACUUGGCGAGCAUGUACACGGAGAAUGUGGAUCUUGUCCUGAUGCCUGGUGUUGCUUUCGAUCGGAACCUUUCCCGACUUGGACACGGCAAAGGCUUCUACGACAAGUGGCUCUCACACUACGCAUCAACGCAUAGCAAGGGAUCAAGACCGAUUCUGAUGGGCCUUGCACUGGCGGAGCAGAUUGUGCCUCGGAUCCCCAUUGAACCGCACGACUGGCCAUUGGAUAUGAUUGUUACACCUAAUGGUAUCAUGACUCCUGAAGGACAACCACUAGAUCAGGUGCAGGAUGGUGCCUCUGAGCAGUAGAAGACAUGUAUAUUACACAUAUUACACGCGAGAGGCGGAUUCG